This is a messenger RNA of Harpegnathos saltator (Jerdon's jumping ant), 3068 nucleotides long. Its product is annotated as poly(ADP-ribose) glycohydrolase. Gene Ontology annotation, biological process: ATP generation from poly-ADP-D-ribose; carbohydrate metabolic process; regulation of DNA repair. The transcript has 11 exons. Gene Ontology annotation, cellular component: nucleus; cytoplasm. Bases 278 to 2704 code for a protein of 808 amino acids. NCBI's taxonomy places the organism in Eukaryota, Metazoa, Arthropoda, Insecta, Hymenoptera, Formicidae. The record is from RefSeq and is a predicted model, not a curated record. Gene Ontology annotation, molecular function: poly(ADP-ribose) glycohydrolase activity.
ACCAGUUCAGUAGUGCAGCUAAAAGGAACAAACCAAUUGACUGGGCACUGAGCUUAUGUCAAACAAGCAAUGCAAAUGGAAGCACCCAUGGUAACGUUGCAAUCCCUCCCCUUAACGCAGCUGGAGAAUGACGUAUGGGUACGCCUUUCUACCUAAAGCCAUAUACCGAACUGAACUGAACUGGUAAAGCAAAAUAUGAAUGACGUAUAGGUUACUGUUCUGAUAAAUAGAGUUAGAAAUUGUUGGUGACUCGUUAUAAUAAUUUUUUGUGAAGUUUAUGCUUAAUUGUUCUGGUGACGUUCACUACAAUGCUACACAUUGUUUCGACAUCGUAAUUUAUUGCUUUUAUGGAUACAUGGAAGGAAAAAUGUCAGAGUCGGAAAUAACGUUUGAUGAGGAACUCUCGGCUGAUUUAUUCUCAGACGUAGAAUUAUCAACGAGCGUUAACAAUGCUGUCAAUUCGGACUCAAGUUCUAUGUCUACUGGCAUUAACGAACCAGAGCCCUCAGAUGAUAUACCAGAAUGGAAAGGUAUGAGCAUGAGUGAGAUACGUAAGGGUCUUGAUAUAUAUGAACACCAAGAACACCCACCAAUUGUUGUUUCUCCUCGCCACACAGUAUUAUUUAUGUUACCAUUACCUGCACGUGGACCACCAAAACCAUAUCCUUCAUAUCAGACAGACAAAUGGAGUCAGGGUUAUGUACGAAUGCCACAUUCAGCACAUAGCUUAUACCCUAUAGAACAGAAAAAUGGAAGUCGUUGUUGUCGAAAUAGAUGGGAAAUGAUUCAGGAAGCUUUACUCAGGAGCAUACUUUCUAGUCAACAACUAGAAGAAGCUAUCCUCUCAUAUAAUCAGAUAUAUGCGCAACGUUGGAAUUUCAUGGCACUCCAUUACUUUUUCUCAGAGAUUCUGGACGAAGAGGAAACGACUAUCUUCUUCGAAACUCUGAUGCCAAAGAUAGUGCAGCUUGCUCUGCAGCUCCCUAUGUUGUUGACUGGUGCAGUCCCACUGUUAAAACGCCAUACUAAUGGAUGCAUUAGCUUGAGUCAAUUACAAGUGGCUUCACUACUGGCGAACGCAUUUUUCUGUACAUUUCCUCGACGCAAUUCCAGUAAUCCGCAAUCGGAAUAUGCAUCGUAUCCUCAUAUUAACUUCAACAGAUUGUUUGCUGCUUACAGUGAAGAGAGGCAUAAUCGAUGUACAGCAGUGAUGGAGAAGAUCAAAUGUCUAUUUCAUUACUUCAGGAGAGUAACAUCUAAGGCACCUGAAGGUAUAAUAACAAUCGAGCGACGUUACAUUCCUCUGGAAGAUUGUCCGAAAUGGCAGUCGUUAGAUAAGAAGCUACCUGUGUUGCAUAUAACGAGCAAAGGCACAAUCGAGAACGAGGGAGCUGGGCUUCUCCAAGUUGACUUUGCAAAUAAGUAUGUCGGCGGCGGUGUGCUGGGCUUAGGCUGCGUACAAGAAGAAAUACGUUUUGUCAUAUGCCCGGAACUUAUGGUCACCAUGCUGGUUACGGAAGAGUUGGACGACACGGAAGCGCUCGUCGUCAGUGGUAUAGAGCGAUACAGCAAGUACGAAGGUUAUAGCAGCACUUUCAAGUGGAAAGGGGAUUUCGUCGACGAGACCCCGAAAGACAGCAGUGGCAGGCGUAUGACGUCAAUCGUCGCCAUUGACGCCCUUUAUUUUAAACAAUCCUCGCUGCAGUUCAACAUUAACAACGUGACUCGUGAACUUAACAAGGCUUACGUCGGAUUCGUCGGUUCUGACGUGAAUAAGGAUAAUCUGUCCGCCAUUGCGACGGGCAAUUGGGGAUGCGGAGCGUUUCACGGAAAUCCGAAAUUGAAGGUGCUGAUACAAUUGAUGGCCGCGGCGGUUGCUGGUCGUUCUAUGGUGUACUUUACCUUUGGGGACACGAAUCUAAGAGACGAGGUGGCGACGAUGUACGCGCAUCUGAUGCAACAUGACAUUGACACAGCGCGGAUCUACUCAAUGCUGUCGGAAUAUCAUCGAGAAUCCACUUUGAGCGCUCGUUCGGAUUUUUAUCGUUUCUUAUAUAACCGUAGCAAGAUGAAAUCCUUGAGCAAGUAUUUCCCGACGAAGAUUGAAAAUUCCACGGCGAAAAUCUCUACCGGUUAUCCGAAGGAUACGUUGCUUAAAAGCAACAAAGACUCGGCCAUGUCAAAUAAAGCGGCCGAGAACAAGCGAUAUCUUUAUUCCAGAGUUAAGGAAGAAGAAAAGGCGGAGGAGGAAAAAAUAUUGAAUUGGUUGGCGAGUUGCGACAGCGACAACGACGACACCGUGAAACCUGAGACGGAGACAAAAAGUCUGUAUAACGAGAAGACCAAAGACAACGUGGAACGAGCGAAUAAUUUGAGAAACGGAGACUCGUGCGAGAAUCAUUCGGUGGAUAACGUUCUCGACGCGACGAACGAGAAACGGUUGGCAGGCAAAGAUAAAAUAUUGGAUUCCUUCAAAGUCAACAUGAAUUCCUCGAAUCCGAAAGAACCAAUUAUCCAGCCUCCUCAGGACACGUCGAAAAAGAUCAAGUCCGAGUUAUCGCUGCUGAGGGAUACCGCGGAAUUACGGGACAAUGAGUCCCUGAAAAUCAUGGCGGACUGCUUGCCGGAAUUGCGCUCAUUGAGAUCACCCUCGAGGAAGAACGGCCAAAGGAAGAUAUCGGAAUUUUUCCAGCGUACGUUGUAAAUAUCGAAAAAUAGCGCCGCGACCUUGACCCUGCAACCUUUCGUCCUUUGUGCGACUUUUAUUUAUAAUUAUAUAAACAUUUCUUUUUUAAUUCAUGUCAAUUUCGAAACAAAGUUACAGGAUAUAAUGUAAAUAAAAUUCUGCCUGAGCUGACUGCCCGUUUCAUCCUUCAGCCGAUUCAAUCGAUCCUUGUCUGCGAAAUCAAACUUCUCAGCAACGAAUUUCCCGACAGAAACGGCGCAUAAUGGUUCGAACGGCGAAAAACGCGAAAAAUAAUCAAAUUUUCGAGUUUGUUCUAAAACUUCGAAAUUUUUAUGUUAUGUUCUUCCACUAAUAAGCUAUCAACUGAAUUACACGCCAUUUU